Molecule: messenger RNA, 4554 nt
Organism: Girardinichthys multiradiatus
Lineage: Eukaryota; Metazoa; Chordata; Actinopteri; Cyprinodontiformes; Goodeidae
Gene: man2a1
Product: mannosidase, alpha, class 2A, member 1
Exons: 26
Coding region: 597-4208 (1203 amino acids)
Biological process (GO): mannose metabolic process; protein deglycosylation; N-glycan processing
Cellular component (GO): Golgi membrane
Molecular function (GO): alpha-mannosidase activity; carbohydrate binding
Source: RefSeq, a predicted model, not a curated record
UACAGUCUCUGCUGGACCUUCUUCUGAACAGCAACUAUGGGUAGUGACGUCAGCGCUGCGCUGAUUCAGCAAAGGCAAGCCGGAAGCAAAACAAAGCGCACUGCGCAGCCGCAGUAGCAGGCUGAGCUCGUGACGUCCAAAGGUGAAGGAGCGCGAGCGUUGCUGCUGUUUGGACAAAACCGGAAGUGAGGAAGAGGAGUUUGGAUCAGAAGGAACAAACCACGUUAGAAAAAGAAAUGAUAUAUUAGUAGAGACAACGGUGGCCUGCUGGAAGUUCUUGAUCAGGAGACACUCAGUGCUUCAAACCUGGGGAACCAGAACAGUGUUUGGACCACCUUGACUAAAUACCUGUUUAGCACUGUUGGUGUUCAGUUCCUUCUCAGACGUAAGAACGCUGCAGACAGAAGAACCUUCAAACAUUUCAGGUCCACCAACUGUUCUGUUCUGUUUGGACCAGUAUCUGAUGCCGUGCCAGUCAGAGCCUGACAGCUACUGAAACGUUCCCACACUGGUCCCGUUUCUCGUAACUGAACUAAAAAAUACCUGGACAGCUACCAAUAAAUACUGUGUUAGUAAAGUUCUUUCAUUAAUGAUUGAUGGAGGCCACUGGGCUCACUGGGACCUUCAGAGCAGCAGACACUGUUCUCUAUCCUUCCUCAGAUUUGUUCCUCAAGACAUUCCUGUCUCAGAGGUCUCCAGACGGUUCCUUUGGCUUCAUGCUUAGUGCCUUUCCUAACCACGUCCAAUCAGCUGAACUUACCACAGUGAUGAAGAGGGGCCGGGUGCUGGCGGUCCUGGUGGGCGGAGUCUUCUGCCUGGCUGUGAUGUCACUGUACCGCAUGCUGGAGCUGAUGCAGGGUGCGGAGCGUGAUCAGCGCGGUGGCUCACCUGUCGGGCAGGUGGAGGAAGAUUUGUCCCGCCUCCAGCUGAAAAUCGACAGGUUGGAGCACCUUUUGGUGGACAACAACCGGUUGGUUGCUCGGCUACGGGACUUGCUGUUGCUUAGAGAAUCACCUGAAGGAAGGGGUGUGGCCAACGUCAGCUCAGACUCCACCCACAACAGAGGGGGUCCGCCUCCUGGUUGCCUAAAAGCCGAAGAGAUUAAGGACAGCGUUGAUGGAGUGCAGCUGCUGGAUGUUUAUGACCUCCUGCCCUUUGACAACCCCGACGGCGGCGCUUGGAAGCAGGGAUUUGAGAUCAGUUACCAUGGAGACGAGUGGGCAGAGCAGCCUCUGGAGCUGUUCCUGGUACCCCACUCCCACAACGACCCAGGCUGGCUGAAGACGUUUGACGGCUACUACCAAGACCAGACCAGACACAUCCUGGACAACAUGCUGGUUAAACUGGGCGAGGACAGCAGGAGGAAGAUGAUCUGGGCUGAGAUCAGUUAUUUCUCCAAGUGGUGGAGUGACAUCGAUGACCAGAAGAGGGCGCUGGUCAAACGCCUGGUAAAGGCGGGGCAGCUGGAGAUGGUGACGGGCGGCUGGGUGAUGGCGGAUGAAGCUAACUCUCAUUACUACGCCAUGCUGGAUCAGCUGAUGGAAGGCCACCAGUGGCUUCAGACUCACCUGGGCGUGAAGCCAAGCAGUGGCUGGGCCAUCGAUCCCUUUGGACACUCCCCUUCCAUGACGUACCUGCUAAAGGGGGCGGGGCUUGACAACAUGGUGGUCCAGAGGGUGCACUACUCCGUCAAGAAGCACUUCGCCAGGCAACAGACGCUGGAAUUUCUAUGGCGACAGAGCUGGGACCUCUCCUCCCGCAGUGACAUCACAUGUCACAUGAUGCCAUUCUACAGCUACGAUGUUCCACACACGUGCGGUCCAAACCCGGCGGUCUGCUGCCAGUUCGACUUCCACCGUCUGCCAGGAGGACGUGUUUUCUGUCCAUGGAGGAUCCCGCCACAGCCAAUCACAGAGCAGAACGUCAAGGAGAGAGCUCUCCUCUUGUUGGAUCAGUACCGGCAAAAGUCCCGUCUCUUUCGUUCACCAGUUCUUCUGGUUCCUCUUGGAGAUGACUUCCGCUACGUGGAGUCUAAAGAGUGGGACGCUCAGUUCAACAACUACCAGAAGUUGUUUGACUACUUCAACCAGCACCCCGAGCUGCACAUCAAGGCUCGUUUUGGGACUCUGUCAGAUUACUUUGCUGCUCUUCAUCAGCGGCUGAACACAGCAGGAACAACUCUGCCUACACUCCGUGGAGACUUCUUCACAUACGCCGACCGAGACGAUCAUUACUGGAGCGGAUACUUCACAUCACGGCCAUUCUACAAACGACUGGACAGAACCUUGGAGUCCAUGCUCAGAGCGACUGAAAUCCUUUACACUCUCACGUUGGCUGAAAUGCGUCGUUUCCGUAAAGAUGGUCGUUUGGUUGAAGGUUUUCCUGCCCGUGAACAUUAUCAACGUCUGACAGAGGGGAGACGGAGCCUAGGGCUCUUCCAGCACCAUGACGCCAUCUCAGGAACUGGUCGUGACCCUGUGGUGAUCGACUACGGCAUCAGGUUGUUUCAUGCCAUCCUGAACCUGCGGCAGGUGCUGCUGAGCUCCGCCCACUGGCUGCUCCUGUUGGACAAGGGCCAGUACCACAAAGACCAAUUAAAAUCCUUCUUGCAAAUGGAUGAUGUGAUCUCAGCACAGGAUGCUCUGCCUCAGAAGACAACACUGACACUCAGUGAUGAGCCCAGAUCAUUGAUUCUUUUUAACCCAACGGAGCAGCACCGUACUACUGUCAUCAGCCUUGUUGUCAACUCUCCAGAUGCUCAUAUUGCUGAUGCAGAAACAGGUCGACCAAUAGCAGCUCAGAUCUCGGCUGUGUGGGUGGAGCCAAGCAAAGUGUCUGCAGAAGCCUUCCAGCUCUCCUUCGCUGCUGAACUUCCUCCUCUGUCACUUAUUGUGUAUCAUGUGAUCAAAGCCCCUGCUGGCUCCACCCCUCGGGCUCGCUACACUAUUCAUCGUCAUGGCAACCCACCAACUGUCCACUCUGAGCACUUCCAGAUGUCCCAGCUCGAUGGAACUGAAGCCAACACACCUCUGUCACUUAGCAACAAGCACCUUCAGAUGUGGAACUCCCCGGAAACUGGCCUGUUGCAGAAGCUCCGGCUGCAGUCUGGUCUGGUCCGUCAGGUCCAGGUCCAGUUCCUGUGGUAUGGAACAAGAACUUCAGGGGAUAAGAGUGGAGCGUACUUGUUCCUGCCAGGGGUGGAGGGGCCUCAGGCCUACUCAUCUUCUGAGCCCCCCCUGGUCCGAGUAACCAGAGGGCCGAUCUUCUCUGACAUCACUUCCUGUUUCCCACACUUCACACACACAGUCCGACUCUACCACCUGGAUGGGCAUGCUGGGAAAUCCCUGGAAAUUUCUAACACAGUUGACAUCAGGUCAGAGACCAACAGGGAGCUGGUCAUGCGAAUCAUGAGUGACGUCACGAGCGGCAACCGUUUCUAUACCGACCUCAACGGUUUCCAGAUGCAGCAGCGCCGCACCCUGGAGAAGCUCCCCCUGCAGGCUAACUUUUACCCAAUGACAUCGUCAUCGUUCCUUCAGGACUCAACGAGUCGUCUUUCGCUGCUGUCGGCUCAGAGCCAGGCGGUGGCAUCGCUGCGAUCAGGUGAGCUGGAGCUGGUGUUGGACCGGCGGCUGCAGCAGGACGAUAACCGCGGCCUCGGUCAGGGUGUCACAGACAACAAGCUGACGGCAAAUCUCUACCACCUGCUGCUGGAGGACCACAAGGGCGAGGCCAAGGAAAUGGGCGGAGCCUCAGUGGAACACCUGUCUCUGCUCGCCCACCUGGCCUCUCUCUCCCUCUGCCACCCUCCCAUCACCAUGGUAGCCCUGAGUGAGGAACAGCUCCCGAAGCUCCGCCCCUUCCAGCCGCUACGCUCGUCUCUGCCGUGUGACGUGCACUUGUUGAAUCUGAGGACGCUGGAGGACCCACAGGAAGCUGGAAGUCCAUCACAGGAAGUGGCCCUCCUCCUCCACAGGAAGGGUUUCGAUUGUAACUCCGCCCCCGAACCGGUUCCGAUGUGCACAUGGAGUGAAGAUGAGGAGAUGAACCUGGACGACCUCUUCUCUCCUCUUCGGUUCCGCUCGCUCCGGCGGUCCGGCUUCACUCUGCUCCGUGACCAUGACGAGCCUGACUCCGCCCACCAGGCGCAGCGUGUCGCUGUGCUGCAUCCGAUGGAGAUCAGCGCGUUCCGCGUGCAGAUCGAGUGACGAAGCUGCGACCAAUGAGCUGAGACCUGGAGGGAUCAGCAAGCUGGAACAGCAGGAGGGCAGGGUCUUUCACAAUAAAAGCCAUCUAAGGUCAGAAACACUGAAGCCUCUUGUUGCUACGGGAACACGUGUGUUGAAUGUGUGUGUUUCCAUGGAGACGCUAUGUUACUGUUCUCCUUGUGAGCGUGUGUCAGAUUUAUUGUUGUUUUUGGUGAACUGGGGAAUUCUGGGAAAUGUAUUUUUGUAAAUUUCUUUUUUUCUGUGAAGCUGGGGAAGAAAAUGUGAAGGGUUCUGUUUCUGUGGAAAAUCUGGUUGAAUAAAAUUUAAAUUAUUGAUUAAAUGGAAA